AUGGUGUGGGUGCAUUUGCCGAAGACAAGAAUUCAACCUCAAUUGGUGCCGAUGUCUUUGCAGAUGGCGUUGCUUCAAACUGAAAAGUACUACGGGUUUAUCAAAGAUAUUACUGGAAAAAUCCCAAAUGAGUUAAGUGAAUGUGGGAAUUUGACAGUUUUAGGCUUAGCAGAUACAAGAAUAUCUGGUUCUUUGCCUGUUUCAUUAGCUAAGCUCAAGAAACUUGAGACUUUGUCUAUUUACACUACUAUGUUGUCUGGUGAAAUACCUCCUGAUUUAGGUAACUGUUCUGAGCUUGUUAACUUGUAUUUGUAUGAAAAUAGUCAUUCUGGUUCAAUACCAUAUGAGAUAGGGAAACUUAGAAACUUAGAAAAAUUAUUCCUUUGGCAGAAUAAUCUUGUUGGUGUUAUUCCACAAGAGAUUGGGAAUUGUACUAAAUUGAGUAUGAUUGAUUUGUCUUUCAAGAUGUAG
Messenger RNA from Nicotiana attenuata, 471 nucleotides. Its product is annotated as receptor-like protein kinase 2. The coding region runs from base 1 to 471 and encodes 156 amino acids. Gene Ontology annotation, molecular function: protein binding. The transcript is spliced from 2 exons. NCBI's taxonomy places the organism in Eukaryota, Viridiplantae, Streptophyta, Magnoliopsida, Solanales, Solanaceae. The record is from RefSeq and is a predicted model, not a curated record.